AUGAAUGGUUAUGGGGAUCAUGGCGGCAGCGAGGAUGCGUUUGGUCCUGCGAAGGGUGGGAUCGUGUCGAGUUUCGAUGCUUUUCCUAAAACCAAGAAGACGUACCUCGUUCAGGGUCGCAAUUCCUCCGCCUGGACUGUGACGCUCAUCCUCACAUGCAUCUACCUCUCCUGGUCCGAGAUAUCGCGCUGGUUCGCCGGUACAACCAUGCAGUCCUUCUCCGUCGAGAAAGGCGUGUCACACGAUAUGCAGAUCAAUCUCGACAUUAUUAUCGCCAUGCACUGUGCCGACCUGCACGUCAAUAUGCAAGACGCGGCUGGUGACCGCACGCUAGCCGGUGACCUACUCCGUAAAGACCCCACCGCCUGGGCGCAUUGGACAGGCAAGAACAUGGAAAAGGGAGUUCAUGAGCUGGGCAAGGGGGAUAGUGCGCCGGCUUGGGAGGAGCUCGGGGAUGUGCAUGAGCAGCUGGGGAAGGCACGGAGGAAGAAGUUCAGUAAAACACCGAGGGUUAGGGGCGCAACGGAUAGUUGUAGGAUCUUCGGCAGCUUGGAUGGCAACAAAGUCCAGGGUGAUUUCCACAUCACUGCGCGAGGCCACGGAUACAUGGAAUUUGGGGAGCACUUGGACCAUUCCACGUUCAACUUCUCCCACAUCAUCCGCGAAAUGUCUUUUGGCCCCUACUACCCCUCCCUCACCAACCCGCUCGACGAUACCAUUGCUGUAACCCCCACCCCGGACGACCACUUCUACAAAUUCCAGUACUAUCUUUCCAUCGUGCCGACCAUCUACACCGAUGAUUCGUCCCUCAUUCCUCUCCUCGACUCCGUGAACCGAAACCCAAAGAAUCACCCUGCUUCAUCCAUUUUCCACACCACGCACGCCAUCAAAACGAACCAAUACGCCGUGACUAGUCAGAGCCACACGGUUCCGGAAAACUAUGUCCCCGGCGUUUUCGUCAAGUUUGACAUCGAACCGAUCAUGCUGAGUGUGGUGGAGGAGUGGGGUGGUUUCUGGCGACUAAUCGUUCGUCUUGUGAAUGUUAUUUCGGGUGUCAUGGUGGCCGGCGGAUGGGCGUGGCAGAUGUAUGACUGGAGCCUGGAAGUCUGGGGCAGGAGGCAGAGGAACAGAGGUGCGGAUAUGGGCAUGUUGGGAACGCCAGGGCAAGAGAAGAAAUCCUGGGACUAA
Messenger RNA from Cucurbitaria berberidis CBS 394.84, 1188 nucleotides. Its product is annotated as DUF1692-domain-containing protein. NCBI's taxonomy places the organism in Eukaryota, Fungi, Ascomycota, Dothideomycetes, Pleosporales, Cucurbitariaceae. The transcript has 3 exons. The record is from RefSeq and is a predicted model, not a curated record. Bases 1 to 1188 code for a protein of 395 amino acids. Gene Ontology annotation, cellular component: endoplasmic reticulum; COPII-coated ER to Golgi transport vesicle; endoplasmic reticulum membrane. Gene Ontology annotation, biological process: endoplasmic reticulum to Golgi vesicle-mediated transport; retrograde vesicle-mediated transport, Golgi to endoplasmic reticulum.